Acanthocheilonema viteae is the source of this 887-nucleotide messenger RNA. Lineage: Eukaryota; Metazoa; Nematoda; Chromadorea; Rhabditida; Onchocercidae. The record is from the annotation of a GenBank genome assembly.
AUGAUUGCAAUUAUGAUAAUCUAUCCGGCGAUGAUCGCACUUGAUUUACGACGACGUCGUGUUAAUAAACGAGAUUUAGGUUGUUGUUGUAUGGGACGAAGUUCUGUGGAUGCCAAAAAGCUUAGGGUGGAAACGUUAGAAUUAAAUAUGGGAAAACGAGUGAUAGGAAGUUUACUGACAGCUAAUCACAUCUAUCCUGGUCCACCACCUUCUUUAUUGCUAAAGAAUGAUGAUGACAAAAAGAAGAAAUGGUAUACGUUAAGUGGAUUUUUGCAGUAUUAUUACAUCCCUUUCUUGACUAUACCUCUUACAAAGUUGAUGGUAAUUGUAAUGUGCACAUCAAUGUUAUUAAUUAGCUGUCUUGGCCUUUAUCAAUCAAGUCUUGGAUUGGAACUAUCUGAUGUUUUACCGGAAGGAACAGCUCCAGCUGCAUUUUUGAGAGCAAGAGAGAAGUAUUUUAGUUUUUAUCCGAUGUCUGCUAUUUUAAAAGGCAAUAAAAUCAAUUUUCCGGAACAGCAAGAACAAAUCGAGCAGUAUCGCCUGGACAUCGCAAAAUCAAAUUACGUGAUCAAAGUGAACGGCCGGCCAAGUGAAGAGUAUUGGAUGUCACUUAUGAGAACGUGGUUGAGUUCACUUCAAAAGCACUUAGAUAAUGCUAUCAAAAAAGGUGAUGUAAAUGCAAUUACUGGUGAAUUGAAGGUUGACAGUAAAAUUACCGAUGAAACAAAAAUUGCACGACUUCUCGUUUGUUCAUACGGAGAUAAUUAUAAUUGCACAGGAAGAAUUAGCACUAUAAAAUUGGUGAAUGAUGCUGGUUUGAUUAAUGCCGACGGCUUUUACAAUUAUUUAACCGCAUGGUACAAUCUUGAUAACAUGAUGUAUUAUGU